Messenger RNA from Thermochaetoides thermophila DSM 1495, 1821 nucleotides. RefSeq lists its product as uncharacterized. The coding region runs from base 1 to 1821 and encodes 606 amino acids. The record is from RefSeq and is a predicted model, not a curated record. NCBI's taxonomy places the organism in Eukaryota, Fungi, Ascomycota, Sordariomycetes, Sordariales, Chaetomiaceae. The transcript is spliced from 2 exons.
AUGGAGGGCGCUCAGUAUCCCGCCUCGUCAACCGAGCCUCCUGGACUCGAUCUUCCAGCCGGGGAGGAACGAAUCUACCACUGGCAGGGCGAAGAGACCCAUCUACCCACAGCCCCAGCACCGAGGAAGCGAGAAGAGAUGGCCAACGAGUGUGCAAAACUUCACGACAAAAUUCUGCAGACGGCCAGGAUGGAAGAGGAUGGCCUUGAAUACAUUCACUGCCCGCUGAUUGACUUCAAGCGCUUCUUCGAGUUGUAUACUCAUAUCCAUUUGUACAACAACAUGGAAGCCACCGUGUCAGCAACGAACCCGACCCCAAACCAGCUCCUCGAGUUUGCGGCUUCAGUCCCGAGCGGGCAAAGUUCUCUGCCGUCUCAGCACCCGCUUCUGCCCCCUCUCACUGUGGCCCCCUCUGAGCUGACUCCGGCCAAGCGUAGCCGCGGUCGUCCCCCUAAAAACAAGGCACAAGUCCUUGGCCCAACCCAAGGCCUGGAUCAGCGUCUUGCGGCUGCUUCGGCAGCCGUCUCUGGCCGGCCCUUCCCUCCGGUGCCGACCUACGACGAGCCUGUGGCCGGGGCUCAGCCCCAGCCCACCACCGCCGUCAGCACCAGCAUUACUCCCGAUCUGCUUCAGCCGCCAGCGGGGCAGCCCGCCGCCCUGCAAGCCCUGACCGACUUCCAAAAUGAGAAGUACCUCUCGUUCUGGCAAAUGGGCUACGAGGCGGCCUUCCGCCCGGCGUUUGAGGAGGGUCGUCGUGCCGCCGCGCCCAUAGCUUACGCGGUGCAUCUGAACGGGCUGCGCGAUAUACGUCCUCGUCUUGAGACUGUGAAGGGAUAUGUCAAAUUUGGGAUGGGUCGUCACGCCGAUGGCUACAAAGCCUCCAAGAAAAAAUAUGCUACUACAGCUAGAAACCUGGAUCCGGCGUCGAUUGCCAAGUCUGCCAAUUCUGCUCUCAGAGUUGGCCAGACCAUCGCUGGCAUUGGAAAGGCUUUGGCCCUUGCGCAGUCCUCGGCUACGCAGACAUCUACUCCGACCCCUAUCAUCGGUCAGCCUACGACGAACCAGGGAGCGUCCGCUCUUUUCUCCCAACCCUCUAUUUCCGCUCCCACCAUUGGUCAGAUCCUCGGCAACCAAAGCAUGACUCCCGCCCCAGGAAACAACAACUCCGUCCUGGCUGCUCCAAACGCCAGUUUGACGACUCCUACUGAGAACCCGGGCAGCACUUCGAACACAACAACCGCCGUCUUCGUCCCUCUCCCGACGACAACUAGCAAUAACAACUCUCAGGGCAGCCAAUUAACCAAUGCUCCCAACAAUCCUACUCGGAAUGUUACCCCUGCGCAAACUCAAAGCCAGACCCUCUCUGAGUGCACAAGUACCCAAAAUCCUCCUGCCGAACCCCCUCUGACACCUUCCCAGCAACGCCUCCAAGCCUUACGCAACGCCCUCGUCGAACUCGACAUCAUCUCCACGGGAAUGGACAACCUCAUCGCACGCACUGAGAGGGCGUCCAAUACCACUCUCCCUAUCGAUUUUGACAGCUUGAUGCGAAUCGCGUUUGAAGGAGAGGACAGUUUCGAGGCAGAGUUAAUGAAGGUUGUUGGGGCGGAUCCUAUCGGAAAAGCUAAGGUUAGGCACGAGAUGAAGAAGUUGCUUGGGAAGAGCGUUAUGAAGGAGCAUGGUCAAGGCAUGCAGGCGGCUCAGGCCGCCUUGGAUGAGAGUGACGUUUCCCUUGGUCAGGAGGUUGAGUCUGUCCAGAAUGGUCAGGGUCUUUUGGGUGCUCAGACUGUCCAGGGCCAUCAAACCUUUCAAGCUGGUUAG